AUGCGUGCAAAGACCGAAAAAAAAGACAGAUACGCAGCUUUUGUAUUAAAAGAAGAAGGUUAUAGCAUCAGACAAAUAGCAGAAAGGCUCGGAAGGUCUCACUCUUGCAUUAUUAACAUAAUUCAACGAUACAAAGAGACCGGUUCAAUUAAUGAUUGUCCUAGGACUGGACGCAAUAAAAUUUCAAAUGACCGUGAUGUUCGCUCGUUAGUGAGAUUAAUGAAAGAAAACAGACAAGCAUCAUCUACAGACUUGUCUACGAAAUGGACACUGUCAAAUGGUCUGAAAGCAAGCCCUAGAACUGUGCAAAGGGUCCUCCAAAUUUUAAAUUAUUUAUGGCGUGCUGCUGCAAAAAAACCACGCUUAAAUAAAAAACAAAAAUUUGCCAGGUAA
Molecule: messenger RNA, 393 nt
Organism: Hydra vulgaris (swiftwater hydra)
Lineage: Eukaryota; Metazoa; Cnidaria; Hydrozoa; Anthoathecata; Hydridae
Biological process (GO): DNA transposition; DNA integration
Molecular function (GO): DNA binding
Source: RefSeq, a predicted model, not a curated record